Molecule: messenger RNA, 5992 nt
Organism: Odocoileus virginianus texanus
Lineage: Eukaryota; Metazoa; Chordata; Mammalia; Artiodactyla; Cervidae
Gene: CEMIP
Product: cell migration inducing hyaluronidase 1
Source: RefSeq, a predicted model, not a curated record
UCCUAUGAGGCUGGUACAUUUUGGUGCUCUGGGUGUAUCAGUCAAGGGUAUCUUCCCUUCUGUGGGUCCUGCAUGUGCCCUCUGUGCUAGGAGUUGGCUAGGCUGGGUGUGUAGACAAUGCUUCUUCCAGGCUAGAGGUACAGUGGGUGUGCCUGCAUGGUGGAGACAGCCCAUCCUGCAGAGACUCUUAUCCUGGGUCCCCUCUUCCUGUCUCCUAGCAUCCCCUCUGGGGCUCAGGAGAGAGGCCUGCUGCUCACCAGGAAGGAAAGUUACACUGCUGGUGGCAUGACCCUGGGAAGGUGAUGGCUUCUACUACCCCAGGGCAGCUGGAGGAAGAACAGAGCCCCCGCCCCGGCCGAGUGAUGGCAGCGAGGAGAGGCAGAGACAGCCAGGGGCAGGCGACGCCCUGCCCCUCUGCGUUCCUGGAGGCCUGGCAGACACUCGGAGCUACAGCUGGAUAGAGUGGGGGUGCUGAGCUUCUGGAAAACGUCAGCUUGUUAUUGUGAAGCCUUGUGAAGCAGAGUGUCCUGGAGUUCCAGUCGUCCCUCUUGCACAUGACUCUCUACCCAAGGGGUUCACCGUGCCCUGCAAGGAAGGGGCCAGCUCACGACCAGCAGGACCCAUCCAGGCUCCAGCCAGCAGCUCCCUGAGGAAGCUUCUAGCAUUGUUAGCCAACUGGUGUGCUUCCCAGGCCUUCCGCGGCUGGGCACCGUUUCCAGACCGUAUCUUGCCAGCUGGAGAAGCCGAGUCCAGUUCCCGCUGCCAGAGAGCUUUCAGCGGCCAAGUGGGAAAGCUGUCCUCCUCCCCUUGGGAAGAAGUCCCAAGUGAAAUUUGAGAACCUUUGGGAUGCAUAUCAACGGGACCUUUCUCCAUGUUUCUGUGCUCAGGGCCCUGGAAGCCACUCAGGGGGCACAAAAGCCCGGAGGACCACCCCACCCUUCCCCGGGCAAUGUGGGGUCAUGAGCUCUUUGAGGCGGGCGGGGGGGUGGUGGGGUGCGGUUCUCUCUGCCUGCAGUGCCUCAGACACAGCAGAUCUGUUUCACGUUAGGAGAAAGAUUUUGAGCAUUACCCUGCCAGGUGGAAUUGUUUUUACAUCCAUCCUGAAACUGAUAAUUUUUGUCUCUGAAAUGACCUAGGCUGUAAUCAGAAGGUGUCAGGGCCGCAAGUCCCUGUAUCCCAUGGGGAGUCGAGGCCCAGAGAAGCACAUGUCUGGGUGAGGGUCACCCAGCAGUUAAGGUUGGAGGAGUGCCCACACCCAGAUUGCCUCCCAUCCCCCGGGCACCACUCUGCUCAGUGCCGGCCACAUUCCUCUCCUAGCUCACGGCCCAAAGUUCAGGUUCAUGAAGCCCCGGGAUGGCCUGGGGCUUCUUAGCAGCAAAGAACAAGUCAGUUUUGGUUUUGCUGAACAGGUGUAGGCUCGAGAGCUGGGCCCUGGCUUUUCCCUGAGGACCACAAGACACUCCUGUCCCGAGCAUCCCCUUCUUUCUCUUGCAAAGAGCAUGAAAACAGACACUCCUCUUCUCGGGGCCAUUGGGAAAAGGGCACCGUUCGAUGCCCCACUCCAGCGGCUCUGUUGAGGCGACUAGAAUGGGUCCUGUUGUUCUCUCCAGGUCAGGCCAGGGCCAGGCAGGGUGCCCGCCAGGAGGACACCGUGGACAUUGAUGCUGAGAGCACUGUGCCUCCCUCCCCCAGCCUUCCCAGCGCACCUGUGCAGGAGGGACCAGGCACAAGGCCAGGGCGCUCUGUCUCAGACCCUCCUGCUUACUCCGACUCACUGAACUCACACAAAGCACCUCACCUGGAGCUGGAAGGGAGCACUCUGCCAGGAUGGGAGCUGCUCACAGGCCGGACGUCUCCUUUAGGGUGAUGCUGACCAUCGGUUGGUUCAUCCUGGCCCACUUUCCUGGUACCGCAUCCACGGGGUCAGCUGAGUGCCCUGAUCAGUGGCCUGAGUUGCAACCCUGGAAUCCUGGCCAUGACCCAGACUACUAUGUGUAUAUAGGCCAGGGCAGAGCACUGUUGCUCACCUCUUCUGCCACGGUCUACUCCAUCCGCAUCUCAGAGGGAGGAAAGCUAGUCAUUAAAGACCAAGAUGAGGCCAUUGUUUUGCGUACCCGGCACAUCCUGAUUGACAGCGGAGGAGAGCUGCAUGCUGGGAGUGCCCUCUGCCCUUUCCAGGGCAAUUUCAGCAUCGUUUUGUAUGGAAGGGCUGAUGAUGGCAUUCAGCUGGAUCCCUACUUUGGCCUCAAGUACAUUGGUGUCGACAGAGGAGGUACCCUUGAGUUGCAUGGACAGAAGAAGCUCUCCUGGACAUUUCUGAACAAGACUCUUCACCCGGGUGGCCUGGAAGAGGGAGGCUAUUUUUUUGAAAGGAGCUGGGGUCACCGUGGAGUCAUUGUCCAUGUCAUUGACCCCAAAUCAGGAACAGUCAUCCAUUCUGACAGAUUUGACACCUACAGAUCCAAGAAAGAGAGUGAGCGUCUGGCCCAGUAUUUAAAUGCCGUGCCCAAUGGCAGGAUCCUUUCUGUUGCUGUGAAUGAUGAAGGCUCUCGAAAUUUGGAUGAUGUGGCCAGGAAGGCGAUGACCAAACUGGGCAGCAAACACUUUCUACACCUUGGAUUCAGACACCCUUGGAGUUUCCUAACUGUGAAAGGAAAUCCCUCUUCUUCCGUCGAAGACCACAUCGAGUAUCAUGGACACCAUGGCUCUGCUGCUGCCCGGGUGUUCAAACUCUUCCGGACAGAGCAUGGUGAGCUUUUCAACGUCUCCUCAUCCAGCGAGUGGGUUCAAGAUGUGGAGUGGACAGAGUGGUUUGAACAUGACCAAGUGCCUUACACAAAAGGUGGAGAGAAAAUUUCAGACCUUGGGGUCACUCAACCAGGGAAAAUCUGCAAUCGUCCCAUUGAUAUACAGGCCACUACAUUGGAUGGAGUCAACCUCACCACUGAGGUUGUCUACAAAAAGGGCCAGGAUUAUAGGUUUGUGUGCUACGACCGGGGCCAAGUCUGCCAGAGCUACCGUGUGCGGUUCCUGUGCGGGAAGCCUGUGAGGCCCAAACUCACCGUCACCAUCGACACCAAUGUGAACAGCACCAUCCUGCAUCUGGCAGACAAUGUACAGUCAUGGAAGCCUGGGGACACCCUGGUCGUUGCCAGCACCGAUUACUCCAUGUACCAGGCGGAAGAGUUCCAGGUGCUCCCCUGCAGAACCUGUGCCCCCAACCAGGUCAAAGUAGCAGGCAAGCCGAUGUACCUGCACAUUGGGGAGGAGAUCGAUGGUGUGGACAUGCGUGCUGAGGUGGGACUCCUGAGCCGGAACAUCGUGGUGAUGGGGGAGAUGGAGGACGAGUGCUACCCCUACAGCAACCACCUCUGCAACUUCUUUGACUUCGACACCUUUGGGGGCCACAUCAAGUUUGCACUGGGAUUCAAGGCCGCACACCUGGAGGGCGUGGAGCUGAAGCACAUGGGACAGCAGCUGAUUGGUCAGUACCCAAUUCACUUCCACCUGGUGGGCGACGUGGAUGAAAAGGGGGGCUACGACCCGCCCACAUAUGUCAAGGAUCUCUCCAUCCACCACACGUUCUCCCGCUGUGUCACCGUCCAUGGCUCCAACGGCUUGUUGGUCAAGGAUGUUGUAGGCUAUAACUCUUUGGGCCACUGCUUCUUCACGGAAGAUGGACCAGAAGAGCGCAACACCUUUGACCACUGUCUUGGCCUCCUCGUCAAGUCUGGAACCCUCCUCCCCUCUGACCGUGACAGCAAGAUGUGCAAGACGAUCACGGAGGACUCCUACCCAGGGUAUAUCCCCAAGCCCCGGCAGGACUGCAAUGCUGUGUCCACCUUCUGGAUGGCCAAUCCCAACAACAACCUCAUAAACUGUGCUGCGGCGGGAUCCGAGGAAACUGGGUUCUGGUUCAUUUUUCACCACGUCCCGACGGGCCCCUCGGCCGGCAUGUACUCCCCGGGUUAUUCAGAGCACAUUCCAUUGGGGAAAUUCCUUAACAACCGAGCGCACUCCAACUACCGGGCUGGCAUGAUCAUAGACAACGGGGUCAAAACCACCCAGGCCUCUGCCAAAGACAAGCGGCCCUUCCUCUCCAUCAUCUCUGCCAGAUACAGCCCCCACCAGGACGCCGACCCACUGAAGCCCCGGGAGCCAGCCAUCAUCAAACACUUUACUGCCUACAAGAACCAAGAUCACGGGGCCUGGCUGCGUGGUGGGGACGUGUGGUUGGACAGCUGCAAGUUUGCUGACAAUGGCAUCGGCCUGACCUUAGCCAGUGGUGGAACCUUCCCCUAUGAUGAUGGCUCUAAGCAGGAGAUCAAGAACAGCUUGUUUGUCGGCGAGAGUGGCAACGUUGGCACAGAGAUGAUGGACAACAGGAUCUGGGGUCCUGGUGGCUUGGACCACAGUGGAAGGACCCUCCCCAUAGGCCAGAAUUUUCCCAUCCGAGGCAUUCAGUUCUAUGACGGCCCCAUCAACAUCCAGAACUGUACUUUCCGCAAGUUCGCAGCCCUGGAGGGCCGGCACACCAGCGCCCUGGCCUUCCGUCUGAACAAUGCCUGGCAGAGCUGCCCCCACAACAAUGUUACCAAUAUUGCCUUUGAGGAUGUCCCGAUUACUUCCAGAGUUUUCUUCGGGGAGCCCGGGCCCUGGUUCAACCAGCUGGACAUGGACGGGGAUAAGACAUCAGUGUUCCAUGAUGUGGACGGCUCCGUGUCCGAGUACCCCGGCUCCUACCUCACUAAGGAUGACAACUGGCUGGUCCGGCACCCAGACUGCAUCAACGUUCCAGACUGGAGAGGGGCCAUCUGCAGCGGGCGCUAUGCACAGAUGUACAUUCAGGCCUACAAGACCAGUAAUCUGCGGAUGAAGAUCAUCAAGAAUGACUUCCCCAACCACCCUCUCUACCUGGAAGGGGCCCUGACCAGGAGCACGCAUUACCAGCAAUACCAGCCAGUCAUCACCCUGCAGAAGGGCUACACCAUCCACUGGGACCAGACUGCUCCCUCUGAGCUCACCAUCUGGCUCAUCAACUUCAACAAGGGUGACUGGAUCCGAGUGGGGCUCUGCUACCCCCGGGGCACCACUUUCUCCAUCCUCUCGGACGUCCACAAUCGCCUGCUGAAGCAGACGUCCAAGACGGGCAUCUUCGUGAAGACCUCGCAGAUGGACAAAGUGGAGCAGAGCCAUCCUGGCCGCAGCCACUACUAUUGGGACGAGGACUCGGGGCUGCUUUUCCUGAAGCUGAAAGCUCAGAACGAGAGAGAGAAGUUUGCCUUCUGCUCUGUGAAGGGCUGCGAGAGGAUAAAGAUUAAAGCUCUGAUCCCAAAGAACGCAGGCAUCAGCGACUGCGUGGCCACGGCCUACCCCAAGUUCACAGAGAAGGCCAUCGUGGACGUGCCCAUGCCCAAGAAGCUCUUCGGUUCUCUGCUGAAGACAAAGGACCACUUCCUGGAGGUGAAGAUGGAGAGUGCCAAGCAGCGCUUCUUCCACCUGCUGAAUGACCUGGCAUACAUCCAAGUGGAUGGGAAGAAAUACCCCAGCUUGGAAGACGGCAUCCAGGUGGUGGUGAUUGACGGGAGGCACGGGCAGGUGCUGAACCACACUGGCUUCAGGAACGCCAUCCUGCAGGGCAUCCCCUGGCAGCUCUUCAAUUAUGUGGCGACCAUCCCCGAGAAUUCCAUAGUUCUCAUGGCAUCAAAGGGAAGAUACAUCUCCAGAGGCCCGUGGACCAGAGUGCUGGAAAAACUCGGGGCAGACAAGGGGCUCAAACUGAAAGAGAAAAUGGUAUUCGUUGGCUUCAAAGGCAGCUUCCGGCCCACCUGGGUGACCCUGGACACUGAGGACCACCACGCCAAAAUCUUCCAAGUGGUGCCCAUCCCGGUAGUGAGGAAGAAGAAGCUGUGAGGACCGCCGCCACCCCGUGCGCCCCCACAGUGGACUCUGACACUGGAAUCUGGGCGGCAGCCCGGGGCAGGGAGGCCGG